Molecule: messenger RNA, 708 nt
Organism: Aphanomyces invadans
Lineage: Eukaryota; Oomycota; Saprolegniomycetes; Saprolegniales; Verrucalvaceae
Exons: 6
Coding region: 30-635 (201 amino acids)
Source: RefSeq, a predicted model, not a curated record
CGCAAGGGUCAAAACAAGAGUCGUGAGCGAUGAGCAAGGCCAUGUUCUCCGUGCACCCCGGCGGAACGUCCAACUGCGCAAUCGCUGGAGGAAGGUCUCGCAUUCACACGACCUUUUCCGACGGUGUCGAGAUGGUUGAAGAAUACACAGCCGACGGCCGACCUCAGCUCUUAGUUCGGCGAUGGAAGGCGCCUACAGCACUGGGAGGGGAUGGGAAAUGGGAGUUUGAAGUGGGCGAACCCACGCUGGACACCGUUGUCGAGAAAGACAUUGGCAUUGUUCCCAGCGGUACCAAUCCGAUCUUUUUGUGCCGAGAAUCCACCGCAACGUGGGAAUGGCGAGUGCGGAAUUUGCCAUAUCCCAAGGACACUUACGUGAUCACAAUCGACCAAGCCACGCAAGAAAUCAUCAUUCGAACCACGAACAAGAAGUACUUUAAGCGAUUUCGUGUCCCUGCGAUGGUCCGCGCCAGCCUUCCCCUCCAACAGAGCUCCCUCUCUCACACCCACAGCAACAACACCCUUGUCGUCCAGUACGAAAAACCCGAUGAAGUCGUGGAGGCCGAGAAAAAUUUGCUGGAUGAGCGACUCAGUGAGAGCAAGCGGGCAGGCGAUUCGCAAUGUCGUCAACAGUAAAGCAUCGAAUGCUAAGGUGCAGUGGUAUAACAUUUCGAGGGUAAUUCAUUAUUGAAGUAUUUCCCGUGUCGAA